Molecule: messenger RNA, 423 nt
Organism: Cherax quadricarinatus
Lineage: Eukaryota; Metazoa; Arthropoda; Malacostraca; Decapoda; Parastacidae
Source: RefSeq, a predicted model, not a curated record
UUAUAAACGAGUGAUAUGUUUCAGGACGAUAUGCAAACAUGCAAGACACAGUUGACCACAGUGAUGGAGGAGUUGGGACGCUUCAAGAACUUCAACUCCCGCCUGGAGCAGCUCGAGGAGGCUCGUAAUGUCCUCAAUGAAGAGGGUGGCGACGACAAAGACUGGGCGGCAGCAGCGUACACUUCGUGUCCAGAUCCCUUCGUUAACUUGAAUGGCGAGUGUUUCUUCCUGUCUGCCGUGGAGAUGUUGGGUUGGGAGGAUGCUCGCAGGGAGUGUGGCAGACUGGGUGGUGAUCUAGCCUCCCCCCGCAGCCUACCUUCCCUUAGAGAGUAUCUCCGCUCCAUUCAAGAUCCUCCUGAGUACUUGUGGGUGGGCGGCUCUCAGAACGACGACGGCAGUUGGGUAUGGUCUUCAGGUUAUCAG